Molecule: messenger RNA, 6067 nt
Organism: Stegostoma tigrinum
Lineage: Eukaryota; Metazoa; Chordata; Chondrichthyes; Orectolobiformes; Stegostomatidae
Product: tight junction protein ZO-3-like
Exons: 21
Coding region: 254-3154 (966 amino acids)
Biological process (GO): protein localization to cell-cell junction; establishment of endothelial intestinal barrier; cell-cell adhesion
Cellular component (GO): plasma membrane; bicellular tight junction
Molecular function (GO): cell adhesion molecule binding
Source: RefSeq, a predicted model, not a curated record
GGGCGGGGGCAGAAGUAGGCUGUGGGCUGUCAGCUCAGCAGGUUUCACUACUUUGUGGUUAAAGGUGCAGGUGUAAUUUACCAGCGUGGAAUUUGCUGCUCAUUCUUUAACCCGGAACUAUUGAAUACACCUCAAGCACAAUCUCCACCCUCUUCGAAAGCAGGAGUGGCAAAUAAGUUACCUAAAUAUCGGGAAACACAAUCAGGAGGACGGAGAGAAACCGAGUCAGGAAAUAUGAGAAGAUAAUUGCAAAAUGGCUGUCAGAUUUCAAGAACCGUUUGUAGAAAUGGAAGAAACUCUGAUAUGGGAGCAGCACACAGUCGUGCUAAAUCGGGAUUCGAAGAUCGGAUUUGGUAUUGCAAUAUCUGGAGGAACAGACAAACCCAAUAAUACCACUGGAGAAACUGCCAUUCUUGUUUCAGAUGUUGUUCGAUCUGGACCAGCUGAAGGGAAGAUUCUGAUAAAGGACAGGAUUGUUAUGGUGAAUGGUGUUUCCAUGGACAAUGUGACCUCUUCUUUCGCCAUUCAGAAUCUAAAGCGCUCCGGCAAAUCUGUGAACAUAACGGUGAAGAGGCCCCGUAAAGUACAGAUUCCUGUGACCAAUGCAGCUCCAGCUGCCAGCUAUUAUUCCAGUCGACCAGACUACGCCCAUGACGAUGCCUCUGAUGAGGAUGAGGACUAUGAUCCAGCUGACAGGAGAUUGAGAAGGAUUCAGAACCAAAAUCUGUACCACGGUGACUCCCAUCACAAUAAUGACUAUGACCAGGAUUCCAGCAGAAACUACAGCUAUGACCGAAGUCCCAGCCCCUCAAGGAGCUAUGAUCGAAGUCCCAGCCCCUCAAGGAGCUAUGAACGAAGCCCCAGCCCCUCGAGAAGCUAUGACCGAAGCCCCAGCCCCUCAAGGAGUUAUAACUAUCAACACAACCACCAGGAUCACAGUGCUAGGAGGGUUAGACGAGAACACAUCCCAAGUGAAAGUUACCAUGAUGAGUUUGAGGAUGAUGAUAUGCAUUACGAUCGGGCUAGGAAACCCAUCAAGAGUUACCUUAUUAAAAAUAAUUCUAACGAAGAAUACGGCUUGAGGUUGGGCAGUCAAAUUUUCAUUAAACACAUGUCAUCGGAUGGCCUUGCUUCAAAGGAAGGGGUCUUAAAGGAGGGAGACAUUAUACUAAAGAUUAAUGGUGUCGUAACUGAGAAUAUAUCACUGGAAGAUACGAGGACACUAAUUGAGAAGUCAGAGGGGGAGCUGAGGUUGGUGGUCUUACGAGAUAAUGAACAGUUUCUGAUCAAUGUUCCUGAACUGGUGGACAGUGAGGAAGAUAGCUUGGACGAAUUUUCAGACGUUGAGCCUGAACGUACAGAUUCACCAAGUGAUAAUCGGUCAAAACACAUUGUGGUGGAUCCUCCCAACGCAAUGAAGAGUAAUGGAAGCCUGAAGCCAAAUGCAAAACCAGUGUCAGAGAUGGACGUCAGUCCUACAGCUCCCAAACCCCGCCAUGAUGCAGUUGUUGAUGAGCGAACAUAUGCUGUUCCUAUAAAGACUUCAAACACAAGGCCACAGGAUGGAUAUAAUGUUGGCUACAGUCCUGACAUGAAAGUGGCGAGGUUUGUCAAGGAUGCCAGUGUUGGCCUGCAGCUGGCUGGAGGCAAUGAUGUUGGAAUAUUCGUAUCUCGAGUUCUGGAUGAUAGUCCUGCAGCCAGACAGGGAAUCCAGAAAGGAGACCAGAUUCUGCAGGUGAACAAUGUCAGUUUCCAAAACCUCACCCGUGAAGAGGCAGUUUUGCUCAUGUUAGAUAUCCCGAAAGGAGAGCUGGUGGAGAUUAAAGCUCAGAGGAAGGAGGGCAUUUAUCAGAAGAUGAUCAACUCAAAUGUUGGAGAUUCCUUCUAUGUACGAACACACUUCGACCAUGAGGUUGAAGGAACACAGGAACUAAGCUUCAGGAGAGGUGAGGUUUUCCGAGUUGUCGACACCAUGCACAAAGGGAAGUUGGGAGCAUGGUAUGCCGUGAGAAUUGGCCAAGACUUCAAGGAACAGGACAAAGGCACCAUUCCUAGCAGGAACAGGGCUGAACAAAUCGCCAAAGCUGAAAUUACUCAGAAAGCAUCAUCCAGUUCAUCAAGUGGAGCACGGGCAGAAUUCUGGAGAAUGCGCGGCCUGAGAGGCGCAAAGAAAAACAUAAGGAAGAGCAGAGAUGACCUUUCAGCAUUGACUAUUCAGGGCAAAUAUCCCCCCUAUGAAAGGGUUGUUCUGAGAGAAGCCCCUUAUAAAAGGCCUGUUGUGAUUCUUGGACCAAUUUCUGAUAUAGCUACUCAGAAACUGGCCAGCGAUCUUCCUGACCAGUUCGAACUUGCCCAAAUGGUACAGAGGAAUUCCGAAGAAACGGGAUCAUCCUCUGUCAUCAAACUUGAAACUGUACGACUAAUAGCUCAAAAGAACAAACAUGGCCUACUUGAUAUCACACCUUCCGCCAUAGAGCGACUAAAUUAUGUCAAGUGGUACCCGAUUGUGGUAUUCUUUAAUCCAGAGAACAAACAGGAAGUGAAAGCCAUGAGGCAGCACCUCUACCCUCAGUCAAGGAAAAGCUCCAAGAGUCUGUACAAUCAAGCUGUAAAGCUGAGGAAAUACUGGUCUCACCUCUUUACAGGUACAAUAAAUCUGAAUUCUGGUUCUAGUGCCUGGUAUGAAGCUUUGAAAGCAACAAUUAAGGAGCAGCAGACUCAGGCUGUGUGGUUUCCUGAAGAUAAGUCUGAAGAAACAGGGGCUGAGAACCUGGAACUGCUGAACCGAUCGACCAGCAUGAGCAUGGAUUACCUGAGCUGUGAUGAGAGCAGAGCAAACAGUGAUUACGAGGACACAGACGCAGAAGGCGGAGCUUACACAGAUAAUGAACUGGAUGACACACUAGAUGAGCCUGCAAUCAUUAGAUCUUCUGAACCAGUUAGGACUGAAGCAUCCCACAUCUCCAUGGAGCCAGCCCAUGAAACACCAAUGGCCCACUCACCGAUCCAGCCUCAGGGUCAGUACAGGGAUCCUCAUUUCGCAAGGCUAGAUAAACAGGAUCUCAAUGCAAUCACAUCCAGACGAGAUCUAAUCUACAGUUCGGAUGAAGACGAUAAUGACGAUGAAUGGAAUGGACCAGCCACUGAGCUAUAAACCAAGGCCCAUCAAACAACUCUUCUUGCGCUGGAACAAUGUUUAAACAAUCAAAGGACAGUUCUACUGCUCUAAGCAGUAACUAAAUUUGUUUUUAACUCCUUCACAAAUGAUUUAUUUUAAACAAACAUGACAUUGUUACAAUAAUUCCCACUUCUCAGUAAUUAGAAAAGAGGCAAGUGCUUUGACAGAUAUCAUAUCUCAACUUCUGAAACACUAGGUGGAUUAAUGUAUCAUUCAGCAUGGUACGUGACUGGAUUUUUCCAUUCAAUCCUUGGUCUGUGUAUAGUUAACUGAGUACUGUGAAGUGAUUUCAGGGUUACACUUGGAUUCAUGCGCUACCUUUCCCCAAGUCCAGAAGGACAAAGCUGUCAAGGCUUCUGUUCUGGUAGUUAUUCAACAGCUCCUGAUGGAAGGUACUUGUGUCAAUGUCAGUUGCACUCUUUGUUGAUUUCACAGACCAAGAAUUAAACCUGAGACUCUCUGAAUCCUGUGCUUCUUAAUAGAAUCAUCUUCAUAAGACAUUCUCCUCCACAGUUUUAUUGAAAACAAUUGAACUGUGUGAUCACAAAUAAGAACAAAAACAUGAGAAACAUCAGCAGUUCAGGACGCAUGGAGUAAAAUAGAAGUAGGAAAGUCGACAUUUUGGGCCAGAACCCAACAUGUCCUGAAAAAGAGUCCUGACCUGAAAUGUUGACUUUCCUGCUCCUCUAAUGGUGCCUGACCUGCUAUAUUCCUCCAGUUUCACACUGUGUUGACUCUGACUCUAGCAUCUGCAGUUCUUACUAUCUUGGAGUAAAAUAGAAUGCUCCUUUCAGUUUGAUGUCUUUUCAUCAAAGGAACUGCUGCCCAAAGUUUUCUUCAGAGGGUUUAUGAUUGUACUUUCACUGCACAGGAAAUUUCUGGUUUGUUUCAGUGAUAUGCCUAGAGUAAUGCACUGAGUUAUUUGCUAGAUGAUGUAAAUAAAAAUUAUUUUAGGAUUCUUUUUAUUAUGAAACACCCCACCAUACCAACAAUUGUACUCCACUGGCAUAAUUGAUGGCAGAGACUGACGAAUAUUUCAGAUUCAAUCAUAGUGCAAUGUUUUGUUUUGAUUCACUCACAGCCUGAGUGCAGCUGGUAAUAGUCAUCAGCCUUCCCUGACUGUCCUUGGGAAAAGCGAUAGUGAACUACCUUCACCUCAGUCCAUCUGGCACAGAUACACCUGGAAUGCCUUUAGGGAAGACAUUCCAAGAUAUUUGCCCAGUGACAAUGAAGAAUGGUGAUAUAUUUCCAAGUCAAGGUAGUGCAUGGCUUGGAGGUGAACUUGCAGGUGUUGGUGUUCCAAAGAAGGGUACUCAAAUAGUACUCAAUGUCUCUGUUCUAUGUAGCCUCUCACUAUUCAAUGAUCUCAGCAGGAAAGGGCACAUUAAGUGGCUGCAGUGAAAUAUAAACAGAAAAAUGCUGGAAAUAAUCAGUGGUUAGGCAGCAUUAGGUUUGAAAAGCAACAAAGUUAACAUGUCAAGUCGAUGGAACAGGCUUUAAGCAAGUACAGAAAAGGGAGGUCUCAGGCAGGGUGUCUAAAAAGACCAAACAACAAAAGGGAUGCUGAAGCAAGACAGGGGCAGGGUGAUGGAACAGGAAACAAAAUUGGAUCUAAAGGAGGUUUAAAUUUAGCUACUGUGUGAAAAUAUGAACAGAGGCUAUAAGUUGAAAUUGUUGAACUCAAUGUUGAGUCCAGAAGGCUGGAAAAUGCCUAAUCGAAAGACGAAAUGCCGUUCCUCAUUCAUAGUCUGAGUGUCAUUGAAAUAUAGAAGGUCAAGGAUGUAGGUCUGAGUGAGAAUUAGUUAGCAACUGAAGUGACUGCAUUCAAUAAUAAUAUUGUCACAUCAAACAUUCACAGAAUCCUGAAGGAAAAUAAAUCAUGAAUAAAGACCAAAAGAACUGCAGAUGCUGUAAAUCAGAGACAAAAACAGAAAUGCUGGAAAGGCUCAGCGGGUCUGGCAACAUCCAUGGAGAGAAAGCAGAGUUAUGUUCCAGGUCCAGUGACCCUUCCUCAGUACUGUGGAAGAGUCACUGGACCUGAAAUAUUAACUCUAAUUUCUCUCCACAGAUACUGCCAGAUCUAACGAGCUUUUCUAGCAACUUCUAUUUUGGUGUCUUGUAGUAAAUCAUGAGUUAAUCCAAUGAUGUGCAGAAAUGACAAAUAUAUUUCAAAGUCAGGAUGGUGUGUGGCUUGGAAGAUGACUUGUAGCUGUUGGUUUUCCAAUACAUCUGCUGUCCUUUUCCUUCUAGAUGGUAGAGUUUGGAAGGUGAUGCUAAAGGAGCUUGAACAUGUGCUACAGUGUAUAGUACACAUAGCUACCACUCUCCUUGAUGUAGUGGAUAAUGUGUCCUUGAUAAUUUCAAUUUUCUUGCAUGUUGUUGGAACUGCACACAUCCAGGCAAGUAAACAAUAUUCCACACACUCCUGACUUAUGUCUUAUGGAUGGCAGAUAGGCUUUCCGAAGAUGGAAAGUGAAUUAAUCACUACAAAAUUCUCAGUUGAGUACAUAAGUUGGAACAUCUUACUGCUUCCAAGUUUAACACUUUUUUUGUCCAAACUUUCACCUAGUCAAUGUGCAGAUACACAGAUCCCUUAAAAUGGCCACCCAAGUGGACAGGGUUGUUAAGAAAGCAUAUGGUGUUUUGGCUUUCAUUAACAGGGGGAUUGAGUUUAAGAGUCGUGAGAUCUUGUUGCAGCUCUAUAAAACUUUGGUUAGACCACACUUGGAAUACUGCGUCCAGUUCUGGGCGCCCUAUUAUAGGAAAGAUGUGGAUGCUUUGGAGAGGGUUCAGAGGAGGUUUACCAGGAUGCUGCCUGGACUGGAGGGCUUAUCUUAUGAAGAGAGGUUGACUGAGCUCGGUCUCUUUUCAUUGGAGAAAAGGAGGAGG